This is a messenger RNA of Vigna angularis (adzuki bean), 2396 nucleotides long. RefSeq names its product cellulose synthase-like protein E1. The transcript has 8 exons. The record is from RefSeq and is a predicted model, not a curated record. The coding region runs from base 27 to 2240 and encodes 737 amino acids. Gene Ontology annotation, biological process: cellulose biosynthetic process; plant-type primary cell wall biogenesis. Lineage: Eukaryota; Viridiplantae; Streptophyta; Magnoliopsida; Fabales; Fabaceae. Gene Ontology annotation, molecular function: mannan synthase activity; cellulose synthase (UDP-forming) activity. Gene Ontology annotation, cellular component: trans-Golgi network; plasma membrane.
GACACAAGAGUGAGUUAGAAGGCGCAAUGAGGAGUGGUGAACAGCAGUCAUUGUUCGAGACUAGGAAAGACAGAACAAGACACAUUCGGAGGCUCUAUACGGUGUCUGUGUUUGUGGCCACAUGCUUUGUCUGGGCAUUUAGACUCACCCACAUACCCGCAAAUGGGGAAGCUCGCCAAUGGGCAUGGUUUAGUUUGUUUCUUGCAGAACUGUGGUCUGGCAUCUAUUGGCUCUUUUAUCAAGUCCUCCGCUGGAACAUGGUCUUCAGAACAACCUUCCCCAACAUACUCUCUGAAAGAUACGAGAGUAGGUUGCCGGGAGUGGACAUCUUUGUGUUCACGGCGGAUGCUGUGGUGGAGCCACCGCUGAUGGUGAUUAAUACGGUGCUAUCUGUGAUGGCUUAUGACUAUCCGGCUCAGAAGUUGAGCGUGUAUGUCUCAGACGAUGGGUGUUCGGAGAUAACCUUUUAUGCACUUUUAGAAGCUUCUUCCUUUGCCAAGCAUUGGGUUCCAUUCUGCAAGAGAUUUAAGCUGGAACCGAGGUCACCUGCUGCCUUUUUCAACAACACUCAUGCCUCAACAAAAUCACAUGAUCAUAUCUAUGUCAAACACUUGGCAACCAUCCGUAAACUAUACGAAGAAAUGAAAAGGCGAGUAGAAGAUGCAACCAAGUUGGGUGUACCCAGUGAAGCACGCUCAAAGCAUAAUGGGUUUUCCCAAUGGGAGAAUUCAUAUACCUCACGACGUGAUCACGACACCAUCCUUCAAAUAGUUCUGCAUAAGAACGAUUUGCAUGGGUCAAAGGAUGAAGAUGGAUGUAUUCUGCCAACAUUAGUGUAUAUGGCUCGUGAAAAGAGACCUCAGUAUCAUAGCCACUAUAAAGCCGGAGCUAUAAAUUCAUUGCUAAGAAUAUCGUCAAAGAUUAGCAGAGGGAAAAUCAUUCUAUUUCUGGAUUGUGACAUGUAUUCAACAAAUUCACAAUCGGUGAGAGAUGUUCUAUGUUUUUUCAUGGAUGAGCAUAAAGGCCAAAGAAUUGGUUAUGUGCAAUUGCCACAAUAUUUUGACAACAUUGGUCAGAAUGAUCUGUACGGGAAUGCUCUAUCAGAAACUAUGCAGAUACACCUCCAUGGUGAAGAUGGUCUGGGUGGCCCUUUGUGCAUUGGAACUUGUUGCUUUUUCAGAAGAGAUGCUCUUUGUGGGAAGAAGUUUAAUAAUCAAGAAGAAAAUGGUUGCAAUGAUGAGAGCGAGAAAGAAGUGGUUGAAGUAAACAUGCAAAGAAUAGAAGAAGAAGGAAAAGCUUUAGCAAGUUGCACCUAUGAGAAAAAUACUCUGUGGGGGAAAAAGAUUGGUUCAAUAUAUGGGUCUCUUGUGGAGGACGUGGUAACAGGGUUAUGGAUACAGUCACAAGGAUGGAAAUCAGUAUACUGUAACCCAUCAAUAAGAGCUUUUUCUGGUAUUGCUCCAACUAACUUACUUCGCUCACUAGUUCAAUUGAGAAGAUGGGGUGAAGGUCAAUUGCAAAUUUUGUUUUCUGAGUUCAGACCUAAAUGUUAUGGUCAUAACAAGGUCAAAUUAGGCCUACAAUUGGGAUAUUUGCAUUAUAACACCUUUGCAAUCACUUCCUUAUCAGUACUAUAUUAUUCCAUCAUCCCUCCACUUUAUCUCCUUAAGGGCAUUUCCUUCUUUCCAAAGAUGUGUAGCUUAUGGUUCAUACCUUUCGCAUGUGUAAUUGUUGGGGAAAUUGCUUAUAGUUUGAUUGAGGGUUUGAGUAAGGGAGGAUCAAUCAAAGGUUGGUGCAAUGGUAUGAGAAUGUGGUUGUACGUAAGAUCGAGUUCCUUUCUGUUUUCCUUGUUAAGUUUCAUCUUAGGAUUCUUUGGACGUUCAAAUUCAUCAUUUUUACUCACGUCAAAGGUCACAGAAGAUGAUCUUGCUCAACGUUACGAGAAAGAGAUCAUGGAGUUUGGAACCUCUUCUCCUUAUUUCACUGUUCUAGCAACAGUUGCUUUGCUCAAUCUGUUUUGUUUGCUUUCAACUUUAAAGGAUUUGGUCCUUGAAAAAGGUGCUUUUGUUGAGAAAAUGGCGUUACAAGUUCUUUUAUGUGGAUUUUUGGUUUUUAUCAAUUUUCCCUUAUACGAAGCCAUUCUUAUUAGGAAGGAUAAGGGUAGAAUGCCAACCUUUCUUUCUGUGAAGUCUACUACAUUGGCUUUCACUGCAUGUGUCUUCUUCAAACUAUUCAAUUGAGUAAAUUGAUGCAGUCUUUGCUUUUAUCUUCUAAUUGGCAAAGAUAUUUGUUUGCAUUAUUUUAUCUCAAUAUGUUGUCUUUCCAUUGAAAAAUAUGUACUUAUUGCCAUACUAUUAAUCUGAAAUGGAAAGAAAUGUUCAACUGCAACAACAAUA